This is a messenger RNA of Cajanus cajan (pigeon pea), 1592 nucleotides long. The record is from RefSeq and is a predicted model, not a curated record. Lineage: Eukaryota; Viridiplantae; Streptophyta; Magnoliopsida; Fabales; Fabaceae.
GUGUUAACUUACAAGUGUUGCUUGUGCAUACAUGCAAAUUGUAACUAUCACUGUGACAACAAAACCUAGCGCACUGUUUAUUCAUCUAAAUUUCACUACUGUCGCUAUUCUGGAACGAUAUUUUUGUUUAAUUUAUCUUAAUUCUUCUAAGCUAUCUUUGUUGGCGAUAUAAUUCCCUAAAACGUUGUUGUGAGGCUAUUGAUUUACGAUGGUUUUCUGAUUCCGUGUCGAUUGCUUGGAAUUUAAUGUUGCGAACUUACGUUUUGAUAAGGUCUGGGGAAUGAUCAUCUAAGACGCUUUCGAGCCUGGCAGUUUGAACAAUAUCCUGGACGGCCAUUUACAGUUAUGGGGGAAGUGAAUUUUUUGCAAGAUGAUGAUAAUCAAUUGGAGAUUACACGAGCUAGAUUUGGAAGUGUGAUUAAAAGACAUGGAGAUUUGACAGAGCGUCUUGCUAGGGAUUCUGACAAGAUAAUAUUUGAGCGUCUACAGAAAGAGUUUGAAGCUGCACGAGCUUCUCAAACUGAAGAGAUACAUUUAGAUGGGGAAGAGUGGAAUGAUGGUCUACUAGCUACAAUAAGAGAGCGGGUGCAUAUGGAGGCAGACAGAAAAGCAAUGCAUGGGGAUGCUGAUAUAUUAGCAUGUCCUCAGGAAAAAAUUACAUAUAAAAUUGGAAACAAGGUAAUUUGCUGUUUGGAAAGGGCAAGAAUUGGUGUACAAUAUGAGCCAUCUUUUGCUGGUGAACCUUGUGAGUUUUACCAUUGUGUGCUGGAGAGCAAGUCAUUUCUUGAAAAGAUGACUGUCCUUGAACACACAGUUCCAUUUUUCCUGCCUAUACGUGAAAUAGAAAAUGACCUCCUUUCAUCCAAUGCAAUGAAAUUCAUAGAUCAUGUUGGAGAUCUAUUGCAGGCUUUUGUGGAUCGACGGGAACAGGUCCGACUUAUAAAGGAACUCUAUGGAAAUCAAAUUAGAGAGUUGUAUCAUAGCCUACCCUACCAUAUGAUCGAAUUUGUAUUGGAUGAUUUUGAUUGCAAGGUGACAGUCAGCCUUCGAUAUGCAGAUCUCAUUUCGGUGCUUCCGACUCGAAUUUCAGUGCUAGCCUGGCCAAUGAUCAAUAAAAAUACUACAGCAACUUUGAACAGGAAGGAUGAUGGACUCUCAGGAAGUCAUUCUUCUCCAUUGCGCUUAACCUAUGCAGAAGAAGCCUUACGAACCAUGAGUUUACCCGAAGCAUAUGCGGAGAUUGUAUUAAACUUGCCACAAGCGCUACAACAGACGUAUCAUCAAAAAGCCCCCUCCUAGAGCUUCGCCCUAUCAGUAGUCUAGAUUCAUCUGUAAAAAUUCUUGUUAGAAAUGUUAAAUAUUAGGAAAAAAAUAACUCGAGAAUUAUUACCAAUUUACCUUGCCAAAUUGCUCAUAGGCUGUACCAUUAUUGUCGUAUAGCAUUUGUGUUUUGCCCCCCGUGGCCUUGUUACCUACUCCGGUGUCUUGUAUCAUUAGCACGACAGGGCUAGGUUUACAUUGUUAUCAUUCAUCUCUUCUUCAAUAAUUCAAUAUAUAUGUAAUUUGGUUUCAUAUAAGUUACAUCUUUUUUA